AUGUUCGCUCGUGCUGCUCUUCGUACCCCUGCCCAGGCUGUCCGCGUGCCUGCUGCGUCCCGUCUGUUUUCGCAGACCGCAUCGGCAAACAGCAAGGUGGCUGUCCUCGGUGCCUCGGGCGGUAUUGGCCAACCGCUCUCGCUUCUCCUCAAGCUCAACCCGAAUGUCACGGACCUCCGUCUGUAUGACAUCCGUCUCGCUCCUGGUGUGGCUGCUGACCUUGGGCACAUCAACACGCCGAGCCAGUGCACUGGUUACGCGCAGGAGAACCUUGAGCAGGCGCUCGAAGGUGCUGAGGUCAUUGUCAUCCCUGCUGGUGUGCCACGUAAGCCGGGUAUGACUCGUGACGACCUCUUCAACACGAAUGCCUCUAUUGUGCGCGACCUUGCCAAGGCCGCCGCGAAGGUGUCGCCAAAGGCCCACAUGCUCAUCAUCUCUAACCCGGUAAACUCGACCGUGCCGAUCGUUGCCGAAGUCUUCAAGCGUGCUGGUGUGUAUGACCCCAAGCGCCUCUUUGGUGUGACCGCGCUUGACAUUGUGCGUGCCUCGACGUUCCUCUCUGGUAUUGCUGGCUCGAAGCCAGCCGACACAAACGUGCCCGUCAUCGGCGGCCAUUCGGGUGUGACGAUUGUACCCCUCUUGUCACAGGCCCAGCAGGGCUCGUCCGUCUCGCCUGGCGAGCAGUACGAAAAGCUCGUGCACCGUAUCCAGUUCGGCGGUGAUGAGGUUGUGAAGGCAAAGGACGGUGCUGGUUCUGCUACGCUCUCGAUGGCGUACGCUGGUGCCGUGUUCGCUGACGCUCUUCUGCGUGCUAUGCAUGGCGAAAAGGGGGUGAAGCAGUGCGCUUUCGUCGAGAGCCCACUAUUCAAGGAUCAGGUGCAGUUCUUCGCGAGCCCUGUUGAACUCGGCCCUAACGGUGUUGAAAACAUCCCUGCCCUUCCUCAAAUCACGGCUGAGGAACAGAAGCUUCUUGACAACUGUCUCACGGACCUUGCCAAGAACAUUUCGAAGGGUGUGAACUGGGCUGCCGAGAAUCCUUAA
Messenger RNA from Malassezia globosa CBS 7966, 1041 nucleotides. RefSeq lists its product as uncharacterized. Gene Ontology annotation, molecular function: L-malate dehydrogenase (NAD+) activity. NCBI's taxonomy places the organism in Eukaryota, Fungi, Basidiomycota, Malasseziomycetes, Malasseziales, Malasseziaceae. The coding region runs from base 1 to 1041 and encodes 346 amino acids. The transcript has 2 exons. The record is from RefSeq and is a predicted model, not a curated record. Gene Ontology annotation, biological process: tricarboxylic acid cycle; carboxylic acid metabolic process. Gene Ontology annotation, cellular component: cytoplasm; mitochondrion.